GUAACUCUAAUUAGGUGCCAUCAUUUGCAAUUCUAAUGUUUUUCUCAUUUUGGUAAAGGUGGUUAUUCGAGGCUAGAACAACAAAAAAACGAAUCAACACACAUGUUCCCAAAUUUCGGACUAUAACAACUGAUUGAAUCAUAUGGAAUCAUGUGAAACAUGGAGCGGCCCUCUUACCCUUCGAGCUCACAGCACUUUGAUGCUAUGCAAUACCUAAACCUGCUUGUUUUGGAGUGUGCCUACCUACUCAAACUUUGCGUUACGCUACUCGUUUUGUAAACGUAGCAUUACUGUCGUUCUCUGUUCUUCUAUGUUCUACCUACAUAAACUCGAGUUUCUUUCUACGGCGACGCAAGUCGAAUUGAUUUUGGUUAGGGUUAGGGGGUGUAUGUGCUCGAAUAUCAACAGAUCAGCUGUACUCAGUGUAAAGUCUCAAAUAAAAUGAUCGAAUAAACAAAUCUCAAUCUUGACCAUGGCUAUGUAUAAGGGCUUUUCCGUUCUUGAAAAAUCUAAACCCCCUAAUCCCCACAGUGUGCUAUUGCAACGCAGGGGCAAAGAUGAGACUUUACUUUUUGAAUCCCAAGCUGUGGCUGUCCUUUCCACACCGGAAAUGGAAGUUGUCAAAAAGGAGUACACCAAAAUAUUAGAUGCUUAUGGCUGCUUAGGUGUUCUGCAAUUGUAUUCAGGAGAUUCAACAGUUUUGUACCUUGUCAUGGUCACUGGCUGUUUUUCGGUGGGGAAAAUAGGGGAUUCAGAGAUUUUUAGAAUAACACAAACGCAAUUUGUUCCUUUGCACUACCAACAAAAUGAGGAUCGAAUAGCGGAAGUGCGUAAAUUGCUCAAUUCGGGAACUUUUUACUUUUCUUGGUACUCCGGACCACCUGGUGGUAAUCAACUGGACUUGACAUUGUGUGCCCAAAGGCGACAUAAAACAAGCACGACUGAUCACAGAUUUUUCUGGAACCGGAUGUUACAUGUUCACCUCGUUAGAUUUGGUGUCGAUUGUAAUUCUUGGUUGGUGAGGGCUAUGUGUGGUUCAGUUGAAGUCAGGACUGUUUAUGUCGGGCAUAGGAAAGCCCUAGCUGCUGUUGUUUCACGCCUGAGCUGUGAAAGAGCCGGAACAAGAUUUAAUGUGAGAGGGAGUAAUGAUGAAGGGCACGUAGCGAAUUUUGUUGAAACUGAACAAGUUAUUUAUUUAGAAAAUGAAGUUUCAUCGUAUUUACAAACUAGGGGUUCGGUACCGUUGUUUUGGGAACAACCGGGAGUGCAAGUAGGUUCGCAUAAAGUUCGGAUUUCGCGAGGCUAUGAAGCCUCAAAAGCCGCUUUUGAUAGACAUAUGAAAACUAUCAAAGAGAGAUAUGGCAAACAGGUCAUUGUCAAUCUCUUAGGUACAAGUCUAAUUGGUAGCAAAGAAGGUGAAGCUACUUUAAGUCAGGAAUUUCAAAAACACCAUAAGGAAUCGUGUCAUACCGACAUUCCGCAUAUCGUAUUUGAUUACCACCAAGAAUGCCGCGGUGGUAACCAAGCUAAUUUACAAAAACUUAAAGCCAAAGUUGACGAACAAUUACAAGAAUUUUCGUUUUAUCAUACAAUUGGGAGUACAAUAUACAGCUUACAAACGGGCACAAUUCGAACAAAUUGUUUAGACUGUUUAGAUAGGACUAAUUGUGUUCAAACGUUUUUUGGGUUAGAGAUUUUAGGCAAACAAUUACAAGCGAUGCAGUUAGUUGAUAAGAAACAAACCGUUUCGCGGUUUGAGGAGGUUUUCAGACAAAUGUGGAUUAAUAACGGGAACGAAAUUAGUAAGAUUUAUGCCGGGACUGGCGCUAUUCAAGGCGGAUCAAAGCUAAUGGAUGGAGCCCGAUCAGCAGCUAGAACAAUCCAAAACAACCUUCUUGACAAUUCGAAACAAGAAGCAAUUGACAUUUUACUUGUGGGCUCUACUUUAUCGACUGAGCUUGCCGACCGAGCACGAAUUCUUCUUCCUUACAACACCCUUCAUGCGCCACCUCACGUUUUACGUGAAAUGUGUAAACGAUACACCGAAUAUACCGACCCUCUUCCAGUACGUAUAGCCGUAGGCACAUACAAUGUCAACGGUGGCAAACACUUUCGCAGUGUUGUAUUCAAAGAUAUCAAGCUUUCUGAUUGGUUACUGGACCCCCACAUAAAAAAUCCUGGGACUUUAGUCGAUACGGGAUAUACUGACGAACAUAAAUCAAUCCCUGUCGAUAUUUACGCCAUUGGUUUUGAGGAAAUUGUCGAUUUAAAUGCCGCCAAUAUCGUUAAUACUAGUAGCGAAAACGCAAAGUCUUGGGCGACGGAAUUACAGAAGGUCUUGUCACGUGAUCGCCCUUAUGUUUUGGUCACCUAUCAACAGUUAGUCGGGGUGUGUUUGUAUGUUUUUGUAAGGCCUGAACAUGUGCCUUACAUUCGCGAUGUGGCGGUUGACUCGGUUAAAACCGGUCUAGGAGGGCAUACAGGCAAUAAAGGGGCCGCUGCAAUCAGAAUAGUGUUUCAUGCCACGUCCUUGUGCUUUGUAUGUGCACAUUUCGCAGCCGGACAGUCACAAGUUAGUGAGCGCAAUGCCGAUUAUAACGAAAUCACUCGGAAAAUUACCUUCCCGAUGAGCCGGUCUUUAAACUCGCACGAGUACUUAUUUUGGUGUGGUGAUUUUAACUAUCGAGUUGAUAUGGAUAAAGAUGAAAUAAAAGAAUUGGUAAAGAUUGGUGACUAUGAUCGGAUUCUUGAAAGUGACCAGUUGAUGAAACAACAACAAGAAGGGAAUGUGUUUAAAGAUUUUACUGAAGGAAGAAUUACAUUUCCGCCUACAUACAAGUAUGAUUUAUUCAGUGAUGACUAUGACACUAGUGAGAAGUGUCGAGCUCCGGCGUGGACUGAUAGGGUUUUGUGGCGACGACGUAAACAAUCUUUAGCUAUAACAAGUCAAUUAGAAGAUUCAAAUCCUGGUAAAUUAGUGUUCUAUGGACGCGCUGAAUUGAAACAGAGUGACCACAGACCCGUUAUUGCUAUUAUCGAUAUAACCGCUCGAAAAAUUGAUGAAACUAAACGCCAAAACAUGUUUUAUGAAGUGAUAGCCGAUAUGGGGCCUCCUGAUGGUACUAUAAUAAUCCAUUAUGAGGACACAUCCCAAAAUGAUGAAGUUUUCGACGACCAACUUGUCGCAACACUUCUAGAAGACUUCACCCAGUUUGGUGAAGCGAUUUUGGUGCGAUUCAUCGCAGACACCAUGUGGAUAACAUUCCGGGAUGGCCAAUCCGUUCUCAAAAUAAUGAACAAAACACAAGGACGAAUUCCGGAAUAUAAUCUAACUUUAUCACUGAAAACACCAAAUUGGGUCGACGAGGCGAAAGAGGAAGUUGGUUUGUGUUCCAGCAACACUGUUCCUUUGUACACCUCACCCACCCAAUCCGACUAUAACUGUUUAGGCAUUCCGGAGGUGAAGGCGUCCCGACCGGGCCCUCCAAGCCGCCCCCCUCCACCUUCAGUCAAAUCCCCGGCAACGCCCAAACGACCGCCCCCACGAGUGGGCGUGAUAAGUCUCCCUACAACGAACUCAUCGGCACCUCCUAGUAUGCCGCCUCCUGAACUUCCCGAAGACACCGGAAUUUAUGAAGAGAUAAACGACGAUAUUGUGAGUGCGCCGGAGCCUCAAGGGCCGCCUCCGCCGCCGCCUCCACGGCCGGAACCGGCGCCUCCUACGCCUCAAAGAGAACCGCCCCCUGUACCUGCCCGAUCCGCACCUCCUCCUCCUCUCCCUGCGCGGCCACGUCAAUAAAUUUUCCUAGUCAGAUUGCGAUUGAGUCACUCAAGUUUGUGUUUCGUGGCCGCAAGGUAAAAUUCUGAUUUCUUUUCUUGCCUUAGACUGUGACUGUAGUUUGGCUGUUAUUAGAUGUUAUUAGUUUUCCUGCUUCGAAUUUGUUUAGUUCCUAUUUUCUAUGAAAUGACUGCUAGGGAACAUUCCAUAUUAUUUAUUAUUGUUGAUAAUCAAAACGCGGCAAGCACAAUAAGUUAUAUGCAACAGCAAAUUAAACAAUUGGUGCUUUAUGUGUUUUGAAAAACUAGUUUAUGUUGCGUGUUAAGAAUUGAAAUUUUACUGUUGCUUAUUGUCUUCUACUUCAUAGUUUAAAACACAUAAGCAAAAAAUUUAGAAUACACAGAUGCUGCAUUUGCAUCCAAUAUAUUGUAAAACAUGUUGAUAUUUAGAAAAUUUUCAUGUAAAAUGUUUAUAUUUGUUUAAGUUUAUAUUUAGUAUUGUUUCUUUUCUUAGAAUUAACAAAUCAAUUAUCAAAAG
This is a messenger RNA of Tribolium madens (black flour beetle), 4315 nucleotides long. RefSeq names its product synaptojanin-1. Bases 473 to 3799 code for a protein of 1108 amino acids. Gene Ontology annotation, biological process: synaptic vesicle endocytosis; phosphatidylinositol dephosphorylation. Gene Ontology annotation, molecular function: phosphatidylinositol-4,5-bisphosphate 5-phosphatase activity; nucleic acid binding. Lineage: Eukaryota; Metazoa; Arthropoda; Insecta; Coleoptera; Tenebrionidae. The transcript has 16 exons. The record is from RefSeq and is a predicted model, not a curated record.